Messenger RNA from Helobdella robusta, 306 nucleotides. RefSeq lists its product as hypothetical. The coding region runs from base 1 to 306 and encodes 101 amino acids. The transcript is spliced from 2 exons. NCBI's taxonomy places the organism in Eukaryota, Metazoa, Annelida, Clitellata, Rhynchobdellida, Glossiphoniidae. The record is from RefSeq and is a predicted model, not a curated record.
AUGGAUUUUUCAAACAUAUGGGUCUUUAGAUCAGCUUUGAACUUAGUAAGUGAGGGAGAAGUUGUCAGAGAAAUAGGUAGAGCGUUUCAGAAAAAAGGGCCAGAAAAAGCAAAAGCAGAUUUAGCUAAAAAGUGUUUAACACGAGUUAAGAAGCAGCGAAAACAAGAAGACGAUCGUAAACCGGAGCGUUCAGGCAGCCUGAGCAAGAGAACACGAACAACACACUACAUUCGUCUUACAAGAGAAUAUAUGGAGACAUAUGAGAAAAAAAAGGAGCACGAGCAACUAGACGAGCAGCAUAGUUAA